ACCCGCCCCACCUUUCUCGUCAGCUGGCCCAGGCUGUUGGCUGGAUUCCCCCGCCAGCCUGGACGUGUUGGCUCAGUAUUCCCAUGAGUGGACUUACAUCGGCGACCCCUUCAGUGACAGUGGAUUUAGAGACUCCCUAAUUAAACAGUCAUUAUUGGCUGGGGAUAUUGCCAACGAAGAAGAAUCCUUGGAGUGUUCUGGAGCUGUACAGGAGUGAGCAAGCCUUGCCUCAGGAUGCCUCCCUCACACAACACCCAUGUCAAGUCCCCGCCACCUCGCUCCGACAAACAUGAGGAAGGUAUGGGAAGGCGAGCUCAGGCCGCCCCUCCUAACUCGGGUCCCGUCACGGUGGUCAAAGAAGAAUUGUCGGAGUUGAGGUGGAAUGGGUGGCGGGCCGGGGUACUGACGGUGAUAAGCGGCCUCUACGGCCAGAUGACCCUUGCCCGCCAACUGCCACCCGACCCUCGUGAAGACUCGUGGCUCCUUAUGUACUCCCCCUUUCCCUGCCUCGGCGUCUGCCUCUUGUACAUAGUCGCCGUCACCUGGUGGGGUCCUCUCUAUAUGAAAAACAGGAAACCCUUCUCAGGACUUAGGAGUGUAAUGAUGGCCUACAACGCCUUUCAGGUCGUGUACUCUGCCUGGAUGUUCUAUGAGGCGGGGAUGAGCGGAUGGUUCGGUAACUACUCGUUCAUCUGCCAGCCGUGUGACUAUUCCGACCAUCCCCAGGCUAUCAGGAUGAUGCACUGUGCAUAUUGGUAUCACUUCUCAAAGUAUGUGGACUUCAUCGACACGGUGUUCUUCGUCCUACACAAGAAGUAUGAACACAUAUCACUGCUGCACGUGAGUCACCACGGCCUCAUGCCUAUCAGUACGUGGUAUGGAGUCCGCUAUCAUCCAGGUGGUCACAACACAUUUUUCGGGUUCCUUAACACUUUCGUACACACGGUGAUGUACUCGUACUACCUGCUGGCGGCCAUGGGUCCCCGUGUCCGUCCGUUCCUCUGGUGGAAGAAGUACCUCACCACACUCCAGAUGGUGCAGUUCACCCUCGUGUUCCUACACUCCUUACAGCUGGCGUUCGUGGAGUGUGAGGUGCCGCCAGUACUCAUGACCUGGGUGGGUUUCGCUUCUGUUAUGUUCUUCAUCCUCUUCGCCGACUUCUACAUUAAGGCUUACCGUAAACGUGGUCAAAAUAAGGUGAAGGCAGAAGCCACCGGAGUGGAGAGAGACCUCACUACAGAAAACUCGAACCACAUUCCAAAUAAGAUUCCAAAUUCUAUGCCCAGCGUAGUGUCCAAGGUAGUAUGGAAUGGUGUAGCUAAUGACAUGUCCAACAACACCCGUAGUCGUGUGUCUUCGGUCAUGUCCACCGGCAUCAUCAAUGUGGUACUCGACAGGCUCUCCAGCAUCGUGCCUCGAGGACUCCAGUAUUCAGGAGUCCCAGUGAGCUGCCACCCUAGGAUGACUACCUCACAAGAAGCAGCUCUGCCAACACCACGCUCUUGUCCUCAACAAUAUGAAAAAGAUAGUUUACAGGAGCUGAGGACUAUAGGGAAGCAAGUAGCGGUACUCAUCGUCCUUAGCUAUACGUAUGGUGACGUGAUGGUGUACCGCAAGCUGACUCCGGACCCCCGUCAGGACACUUGGUACCUCAUGCGUUCUCCCCUACCCACCAUCAUCACCUGCUUCCUGUAUGUGGCCGCCGUCACCUGGUGUAUACCGCACUACAUGAGCACCAGGAAACCCGUGUCAGGACUUAGGACCAGUAUGAUGGCCUACAACGCCUUCCAAGUCGUCUUCUCCGCCUGGAUUUUCUGGGAGUCAGGUGUGGCCGGAUGGUUUGGUGAUUACUCCCUCGUGUGUCAGAGGUGCGACUUCUCUGAUAACACUGAAGCAGUCAGGAUGGUACAUGCUGGCUACUGGUAUCUCUUCUCUAAGUUUGUGGAUUUCAUAGACACUGUAUUCUUUGCUCUACACAAGAAGAAUGAACACAUCUCUUUGCUACAUGUGUGUCACCAUGCCAUCAUGCCCGUCUGUAUGUGGUACGGCAUCCGCUACUAUUCUGGUGGCCACACGACACUCGCAUUCCUUCUCAACUCUUUCGUACACACUGUGAUGUACCUGUACUACCUGCUGGCGGCCAUGGGUCCCCGCGUUCGUCCGUUCCUCUGGUGGAAGAAGUACCUCACCACACUCCAGAUGGUGCAGUUUACAGCCAUCCUCAUCCACAACUUUUUGCUGAAACAUAAGAUAGUGGACCCAGAAGAGAAAGUUUUGAACAUGGCGCCGUCAGAGAGCUAUCACGACCACCCCUCCUCCGCCCAGCAAGACGAAACAGGAGUUGUGAACGAGUUGAAGAUUAAUGGAAGAUGGGCGGCAGGCAUCACCAUUCUGUGUUUCUUGUAUGGGGAGAUCACGGUGGCCAGCCAGCUGCCUGUAGACCCCCGCCAGGGAUCGUGGCUCCUCCUGCAGUCGCCCCUCCCCUCCCUCCUCUUGUGUCUCCUCUAUGUUGGCAUCGUCACCUGGUGGGGACCUCUCUAUAUGUCCUCAAGGAAACCUUUCUCAGGACUCAGACCCUUCAUGAUUGCCUACAACGCCUUCCAGGUCGUCUUUUCUGCCUGGCUAUUCACUCAGGGAGGACUAGGCGGAUGGUUCGGCGGCUACAAGUUAGUGUGUCAAACGUGUGACUUCUCUGAUGACCCAAAGGCGGUCUUGAUGAUGCACGGCGCCUUCUGGUACUACUUCUCCAAGUUUAUCGACUUCAUCGAUACGAUCUUCUUCGUGUUGAACAAGAAGUACGAGCACAUCUCCGUCCUCCACGUCAGUCACCACGCCCUCAUGCCCAUCAGCCUCUGGUACGGCGUCCGUCAUCAGGCAGGUGGUCACGCUACCUUCAUGGGUUUCAUUAACUCCUUCGUACACGUUGUCAUGUACUCGUACUACCUGCUGGCGGCCAUGGGUCCCCGCCUCCGUCCCUAUCUCUGGUGGAAGAAGUACCUCACUAUGCUACAGAUGGUGCAGUUCACCAUCGUCUUCUUCCAUGCUGUCUCGGUGGCAUUCGUGGAGUGUGAGGUGCCGUCAGUGUGUCUACGAUGGGAGUGCGGUAUUGCGGUCAUGUUCUUUGUCCUCUUCGCAAACUUCUACAUCAAGUCGUACCGGAAAAGCGUAAAAAUCGAGGGUAAUGCUGGCACCAAGGUAACGAUGCCAGGCCUCUCAAACAUGUGUUACAUUCACCCAUCAAGCAAACAUUCUUACAAAAUGGCCUAUGAUUCAUCAAGAGUAAUGACCAACGGUUUCCCCAACGACAAACCCAACAAUGUCUCCAACGGCAAAUCCAACGGUAUCCCCAACGGGAAUCUCAACAGUAUCCCCAACGGCAAGCUCAACAAUGUCUCCAACGGCAAAUCCAACGGUAUCCCCAACGGGAAUCUCAACAGUAUCCCCAACGGCAAGCUUAACGUUAUUGUCAACGGAUUACCCAACGUACAGGAGUAUGUGAGAUUAAGAAGUGGUCGAUUCCUCAGGUAAGGUUCCGAACCUCACACUGAACCCUUAACUACUACGAGACCUACACACCUGCUGAGGCCGCCUUCACACAGACGGUAGCUUAUACGAGAUUCACUUUGGGUUUAUAAAGUAUUGGAAUAAUUUCACCACUCAUUCCAGGCAGUAGUUUCCUCAAUGUGUGUGUGUGUCAAAAUGAUCACAGUGACGAACCAAGACGAUGACACUGAUAAUAUUAAGACAUUAUUAGUGAUCUCACCCAACCUCAGGUACACGUAAUCACACAUAAUAUUAAAGGUUCUGGUGCUGUUCUCUACUGUCCUGUUUACAAAUGAGUUUUCUUUCCUUGGUAAAUCAUUUGUUCCUUUAGAGCUCCAGUAUAACCCAGUUCUCACCACUGUCGGACAAAUGUCAUAAUUUCGUAAUGUUUAUGAAGUGUGUCAUUUAUUUGCAUAUAUAGAAUUGUAAUAGAAUCUUCAAUUUGAAACGUACUGACAACAAACUAGUUCUUAUAUUUUAUUCUUAUGUAUGAAGAUUAUGCCAAUGACAGCUAGUUUUAAAAGCAUUUAAGUUUGUACAGGUCAUUAUGAACCUUUAGCAAAUGUUAUGUUAUGUUAUAAGAACCUCGAUAUAUAGGGUAAGUAGUAAUGAUUGAAUUGCUUUGUUAACUAAUGUGUAAAUAACUUGAUAUAUGAAUGUGUCAAAUCAACAACAAAACUAUUGGUAUUUUGCCUCUCAGUUAAAGCAAUAAAUACAUAGACUCUC
Homarus americanus (American lobster) is the source of this 4269-nucleotide messenger RNA. RefSeq lists its product as uncharacterized. The record is from RefSeq and is a predicted model, not a curated record. The transcript is spliced from 23 exons. Gene Ontology annotation, biological process: fatty acid elongation, polyunsaturated fatty acid; very long-chain fatty acid biosynthetic process; fatty acid elongation, monounsaturated fatty acid. Lineage: Eukaryota; Metazoa; Arthropoda; Malacostraca; Decapoda; Nephropidae. Gene Ontology annotation, molecular function: fatty acid elongase activity. The coding region runs from base 235 to 3528 and encodes 1097 amino acids. Gene Ontology annotation, cellular component: endoplasmic reticulum membrane.